This is a messenger RNA of Saccostrea cuccullata (small rock oyster), 676 nucleotides long. RefSeq lists its product as uncharacterized. The transcript has 3 exons. NCBI's taxonomy places the organism in Eukaryota, Metazoa, Mollusca, Bivalvia, Ostreida, Ostreidae. The annotation marks the transcript as partial. The record is from RefSeq and is a predicted model, not a curated record.
AUUGCCGAAAGAGUCAGGAUCCGUCACCAUCAGGUGUUUACGCACAGCAGCAACAACAAGGAGUUGUAAUCGGACAACAAACGUAUGGACAACCUCAGGCUUACGGACAACAAGUAUAUAGCCAACCUUGGGCUCCCGGACAACCUCAGAAUUACGGCCAAGGUUACGGACAACCUCAGAAUUACGACCAAGGUUACGGACAACCUCAGAAUUACAGCCAAGGUUACGGACAACCUCAGAAUUACGACCAAUCUUACGGACAACCUCAGAAUUAUGGCCAAGGUUACGGACAGCCUCAGAUAAGUGAAAAGGAACAUCAAUCACCACAAGAGGCAAUGGACAACAGAGUAUUAGACACUAGACUAUUUUUUGCAGGAAAUAUGUCAAAGAGAAGCAGGUGUAUGGUGUCAAAAGAUACAUGGCAAGGAAGGAAUCCACACGAAAAAAGUCGAAAACUGGUGAAAAACAUUGACUAUGAAAAACUCGCUGCUGAGGCAACCCCUCCUACACAGAGCACUAUUCAGGCAUCCCCUCCAUCUACUCAAAGCACUAUCCAGACAACCCCGAUAGCUACUCAAAAUACUGAAAGGUCAUCAAGCAGGACAAUAAGGGUUGGACACUGUGUCAGGAAGUCAAGAUGCCUCAGUGGAGAAAUUGGUGACCAGUGUAUUGGAAG